GAUGACAUUUCUUUAAACACAAAGAAGGGAACACAAUCCAGACGGUGGCGACUCUGAGAGAAACAAAAAUAAACUGCUAGAGCCACGAAGAAGAGACGAGCCGAACAGCUACAGGAAGUCGGCCAUUUUACUUAAGUGACCUGCUUCACCAAGCCAUGGACAGUGACUGCUUAAACCUACUACCAUCUGUCUGUGAAGUUCUGGCUGAUUCCAAACUUUUUCUACAUGAUGACACAUGUCUGGAAAAGCUUCUUGAUUGUUUUAAAGAGCUGGUUAUGCAGAAUGGUGAGCAGUAUUUUAUGCAGUAUCUGCCAUGUCUGGUGCAAUUCUUGCAGAGUGUAACAAAAUCUCAAACAGUAGAUCCCUCUGUCUUUUCAUUCUCACUUAAACUUGCUGGGCUGCUGGCAGGAAAAGAGCACAGUUUCAGCUUGCUGGAGGAAAGAGGAGUGUUACAGUAUAUGUUUCAGCCAGAUAGCUGGCAUAUGCUGGAACUCUGGAAAAAUUCCUCAGUACGUUAUGGGUGGCUACAUGGAUUGUGCAACAUGUUGCAACAUCCACAAUCCAUUACCUUUUUCUGCAAGAAUGGAUUCAUUAAUUUGGUCCUCCAUCUGCAAAAUGACAAGGGCUUUUUCAUUACGUCUUUGACGAGUCAGAUUUUAGCACACAUUUUAAAUUGUAUCACGCCAGAAGUGCAAAGCAGCAACGCUAAGAAUGAGACACCAAACUGCUGUCCUGUCAGUACUGAGUAUGUUUCAGUUACAAAAGAAGUGAUGAACCAUGUAGCUGCCUCAUUAGCCUCAGAGGAACAGGCUAUUAUCAUUCCAGCCUUAGGGUUGUUGAGCACAAUUCUCACCAAGUGUAGAGAAACCCUCAAGGAAAUGUUUUGGAAACAUGUUCUGGGACCACUGGAAGUGUUAGCAAAUGUAAAAAAUGACUCCUUUACACUGCCCAUCAUAGCAGUCCUUCAGGCUGUUGCGAGGAGUCCUAUUUUGAUCCAGUCAGACUCUAGAGUGGAGACACUCAUGGAGAUCAUGUUGUUUUCAAGAAGUGCAACUGAAUCUGUGCAGUGUGCAGCAAUUAUCUUGCAAAUGGAAAACUGUCCUCAAGUUUUAAAAUGGAAAGCCACAGAUGUAAUCCUCCUUCCUCUAUGGUCUGUCACUGCAUCCCCUUUACAGCUUCAUGAUCCAGGUACACUCAAAGACUACAUAUUACAAUUGAAGAAGCAGCUAUCCCAGAAAACAUUCUGUGUGUAUCUGCUCACUCAGAGCCUGUCCAGCCUAGCAGAGCAUCUACAUAAGAAAUCUUUGGCUGGCAUUCCUGUUCAACGGAUUGCCUCUUCUGUGAUAAAACUUCUGAAAAUAUGCAGUGGCCAUUGUCCCUUCACUCUACUGGAAGCUGGUGCAUUUCCUCAUCUUAUUGGCUGUUAUAAGGUUCAGCAGUGCAGUAUCGACCUAUUAGGUGGCCUCACUGUUUAUGCAGAUGCUUUGGAAUGUACAGAGAGCACAGACCUAAUUGAGGAAACUCUUAGCAUUCUUCUACAGUAUCUGCAGUCUCCUGACUCACAUGCUACAGUUUUGAAGAAAACAUAUCAGGCAACCCUUAAAUGGUUCAAUCUCUGUUCACCAUCAUCAGAUUUAUGGAAGAUGAUUAUAAUUGAGCUCUUCCAAUCAGUGAAGAAACAUGUAUGUGAUGGACGAUGGGAAGUGAGAGAUUCAACUCUGGAGUUCAUUGCACAACUCACAGCCAACCUCAAAGGUAAUAAGAAUUAUACUGAAACUCUUCAUAAUAGUGGUAUGAUCUCCGUCCUCUUCACCUCAUUGUCAGAUUUAGAAGGUUAUGUCCAAGCAAGUGCAGUGGCAGCUCUUGGAGAGGCAGUAACAUCUGAUGUCUGUAGCAAUGUGCAGGUCACCACAAGAUUUCUACAGGUCUGCUGCGGAAUGUUUCCCCACUCUUCCUUUGCAAAAGCCUCCAGUUGUUGGAGAUUGGAGCUUGUGUGCUGUCGCCACCAGGUUUUCAACAAGAAUCUUGACAUAGUCCUCCUUUUUCUAUCUUAACAAGGUAACCUUUACCACUGGCAGAGCAGCAUCCCCAUAGCAUGAUGUGACCACCACCAUGCUUGAAUGUUGGGAUGGUAUUCUUAGGAUUGAAGGCUUCUUUUUUAUGCCAAACAAUAUCCAUAUGUCCAAAGAGCUCCAGUGUAGUCUCAUCUGACCAGAGGAUGGAUGACCAGAAGUUUGUAUCUCUAUAUAGAUGACCCCUCUUAAAGGCCAGGCAUGUAUCCUGGUGUCUCUGGGUAGGGUGAAAAUGGUGCCUUUCUGAGGCAAUGUCCAUAGAGACCACCUCAUUGCAGAAUUUGCUGAACAGUGGAUCGUGAUACCAUCUCCCCUGCUUGGUUGAGGGUGUCUAUUAGUGCUUUGGUGGUGAUACAGGGGUUGUUUGCAUCUUUCUAGCAACUCUAGAAGAUACUUUGCGCUUCCUGCCACGCCCAUCCAGGUUUUUGACAGUGUUGAACAUCUUGAAUUUCUUGAUGAUACUCUGUGUAUGGUUGAUACAGGGACAUCCAGUUCUUUUGAAAUUGUAGCCUUUGCCUCCACUAUGGGCAUUGACAACACGCGUACGAAGAUCAUGACUGAGUUUUUAUUUCCCUUGGUGCCAUGGUGACAGUGAAAAAGAAUAAUGAAAGCUUUGCCCCAUUAAUUAUACUUUACAGAGCAGGUGUUACCAUUUAACAUUAUAAUCAACUUAAUCAAUUUAAAUUUAAUCAAUUAAUGCCUAAUAGUCACUGGAGUGUGAAACCAUGUGCACUUUCACAAAAGAUGGAAUUUUUUCUGAGGGAAUAGGGUGUGAUUAAUUUUGAACAGGCUCAAAAGAGAAUCUCUGGCCAUAUCUAUUGGUAUACAAAUGAAGUUUAGCUAACACAUACACUAUACUGCCAAAAGUAUUCGCUCACCUGCCUUGACUCGCAUAUGAACUUAAGUGACAUCCCAUUCCUAAUCCAUAGGGUUCAAUAUGACGUCGGUCCACCCUUUGCAGCUAUAACAGCUUCAACUCUUCUGGGAAGGCUGUCCACAAGGUUUAGGAGUGUGUUUAUGGGAAUUUUUGACCAUUCUUCCAGAAGCGCAUUUGUGAGGUCACACACUGAUGUUGGACGAGAAGGCCUGGCUCUCAGUCUCCGCUCUAAUUCAUCCCAAAGGUGUUCUAUCGGGUUGAGGUCAGGACUCUAUGCAGGCCAGUCAAGUUCAUCCACACCAGACUCUGUCAUCCAUGUCUUUAUGGACCUUGCUUUGUGCACUGGUGCACAGUCAUGUUGGAAGAGGAAGGGGCCAGCUCCAAACUGUUCCCACAAAGUUGGGAGCAUGGAAUUGUCCAAAAUGUCUUGGUAUGCUGAAGCAUUCAGAGUUCCUUUCACUGGAACUAAGGGGCCAAGCCCAGCUCCUGAAAAACAACCCCACACCAUAAUCCCCCCUCCACCAAAUUUUAUACUUGGCACAAUGCAGUCAGACAAGUACCGUUCUCCUGGCAACCGCCAAACCCAGACUCGUCCACCAGAUUGCCAGAUGGAGAAGCGCGAUUCGUCACUCCAGAGAACGCGUCUCCACUGCUCUAGAGUCCAGUGGCGGCGUGCUUUACACCACUGCAUCCGACGCUUUGCAUUGCACUUGGUGAUGUAUGGCUUGGAUGCAGCUGCUCGGCCAUGGAAACCCAUUCCAUGAAGCUCUCUGCGCACUGUUCUUGAGCUAAUCUGAAGGCCACAUGAAGUUUGGAGGUCUGUAGCGAUUGACUCUGCAGAAAGUUGGCGACCUCUUCGCACUAUGCACCUCAGCAUCCGCUGACCCCGCUCCGUCAGUUUACGUGGCCUACCACUUCGUGGCUGAGUUGCUGUCGUUCCCAAACACUUCCACAUUCUUAUAAUACAGCUGACAGUUGACUGUGGAAUAUUUAGGAGCGAGGAAAUUUCACGACUGGAUUUGUUGCACAGGUGGCAUCCUAUGACAGUUCCAUGCUGGAAUUCACUGAGCUCCUGAGAGCAACCCAUUCUUUCACAAAUGUUUGUAAAAACAGUCUGCAAUAUAGUGUAUGUGGGGUUGUGUAUAGCAACUAAUAUAUAUUGAAUACAAUGGAAGUUUUGCCAAAGUAGUUUUUAUAAAUGAAGAAAAUUAAAAAGUAUUGAUUUCGUCCAAGGGGUAUGAAUAAUUUUGAGCACAACUGUAAAUCUGCUAAGCCUGUUGUAAGAUCUGUAAAGAGAUGUACUAAGCAGAGCGGGAUUUACAAGCCUGCUUCGACUUCACAGAUUGGAGUGUUUUUGAGGCUGCAGCUACUGAUUUGGAUGAGCUCACUGAUACCUUGACGUCCUACAUCAGUUUCUGUGAGGACGUGUGCAUUCCCUCCAGAACUUAUUUAGCAUUUAACAAUGACAAACCUUGGUUCAGUGCAAAACUCAAUCAGCUUUGCCAGGCCAAAGAGGAUGCCUACAAAAGUGGGGACAAAGCCUUGUACAAACAGGCCAAAUACACACUAAAUAGAGAGAUAAGAGUGGCAAAGCAAAACUACUCUGGAAAGCUAAAAAAACAGCUUUCAAUUACUGACUCUACAACAGUGUGGAAAGGCCUGAAAGCCAUCACCAAUUGCAAGACCCCAGCCCCCAGCACUGAGGCCAAUCAACAACUGGCUGAAGACCUGAAUGAAUUCUACUGCAGGUUUGAAAAACAAAAGCCUGGUCUGACACCUCACAUGCACUCUGACCAUCUCACAACACAGCCAUGUUAAUGUCUGUGGUCAUGAAGUAAUUUGAAAAGCUGGCGUUGGCCUACUUGAAGGACAUUACUGGACCCCCUGCAGUUUGCUUACCGAGCAAACAGGUCCGUGGAUAAUGCAGUCAGCAUGGGACUGCACUACAUCCUCCAACAUCUGGACAAACCAGGGACUUAUGCAAGCAUCCUGUUUGUGGACUUCAGCUCUGCUUUCAACACCAUCAUCCCAGAUACUCUCCUGAAUAAACUGACAGUUCUCUGUACCCAUCUCCAUCUGUCAGUGGAUCACCAGCUUCCUGACAGACAGGCAGCAGCUAGUGAGGCUGGGAAAACUCACAUCCAACACCCGCACUGUUUUUCUCCCUCUACACAAAUGACUGCACCUCUAAACACCCCUCUGUCAAGCUCAUGAAGUUUGCAGAUAACACUACAGUCACUGGUCUGAUCCAGGAUGGAGAUGAGUCUGCAUACAGACAAGGGGUUGAGCAGCUGGCUGUCUGGUGCAGUCACAACAACCUGGAGCUGAACAUGCUCAAAACUGUGGAGAUGAUGGUAGAUUUUAGGAGACACCUCCCUGCUCUCCCCCCACUCACCAUCAUGGACAGCACUAUGGCUGGAGUGGAGUCAUCAUAUGGAACCACCAUAUCCCAGGACCUCAAGUGGGACAUUCAAAUUGACUCCAUUGUGAAAAAGGCCCAGCAGAAGUUGUACUUUCUUCGUCAACUAAAAAAGUUCAGCCUGCCACAGGUGCAGAUGACACAGCUGUCAUUGAGUCGGUUCUGUACUCUUUGGUUUGGGUCAGCCAGCAAAUCAGAUAUAAGAAGACUGCAGCAGACUGUUAGGACAGCAGAAUGGAUCAGUGGUGUACACCUGCCCAACCUUCAGGACUUGUACAACUCUAGAGUGAAGAAACAGGCAGAUAACAUCAUCACAGACCCCUGUCACCCCAGCCACAACCUAUUUGCACUUUUCCCUUCAGCAAGACGCUACUGAUCUCUGUGCACUAGAACAUCUAGGCACAAAAACUGUUUUUCCCCCAUGCAGGAAUUAUUAUUUGUGUUCUGUAAUUAAUUUCUGUAAUUAAUUUCCAUCUCUAAUUACUGCCUCUUUCUCAAGUACCAUGUAAAUACAUAUGCAUAUAUCUUUACUUAUACAGCUGUAUAUAGAGCAUAUAAUGAACAAAUCUGCACAUAAAUCCUCUGUUCCAGAUUCAUCCACAUAUUAUUAUUUAUUGCUAAGUCUAUCUAAUUUAAUGUUUACUGUCUCACUCCAGAUAUGUGUAUAUGUAUGUAUGUAUGUAUGUACAGGGGUUGGACAAUGAAACUGAAAUGCCUGGUUUUAGACCACAAUAAUUCAUUAGUAUGGUGUAGGGCCUCCUUUUGUGGCCAAUACAGCAUCAGUUCAUCUUGGGAAUGACAGAUACAAGUCCUGCACAGUGGCCAGAGGGAUUUUGAGCCAUUCUUCUUGCAGAAUAGUGGCCAGGUCACUACGUGAUGCUGGUGGAGGAAAACGUUUCCUGACUCACUCCUUCAAAACACCUCAAAGUGGCUCAAUAAUAUUUAGAUCUGGUGACUGUGUAGGCCAUGGAAGAUGUUCAACAUCACUUUCAUGUUCAUCAAACCACUCUGUCACCAGUCUUGCUGUGUGUAUUGGUGCAUUAUCAUCCUGAUAAACGGCACCGCCUUCAGGAUACAAUGUUUGAACCAUUGGGUGUACAUGGUCCUCCAGAAUGGUUUGGUAGUCCUUGGCAGUGACGUGCCCAUCUAGCACAAGUAUUGGGCCUAGGGAAUGCCAUGAUAUUGCAGCCCAAACCAUCACUGAUCCACCCCAUGCUUCACUCUGGGCAUGCAACAGUCUGGGUGGUACGCUUCUUUGGGGCUUCUCCACACCGUAGCUCUCCUGGAUGUGGGAAAGACAGUGAAGGUGGACUCAUCAGAGAACAAUACAUGUUUCACAUUGUCCACAGCCCAAGAUUUUCCAUUGAAACCAACGUUUGGCAUUGGCACGAGUGACCAAAGGUUUGGCUAUAGCAGCCCGGCCAUGUACAUUGACCCUGUGGAGCUCCCGACGGACAGUUUUGGUGGAAACAGUAGAGUUGAGGUGCACAUUUAAUUCUGCAGUGAGUUGGGCAGCUGUGGUUUUAUGUUUUUUGGAUACAAUCCGGGUUAGCACCCGGACAUCCCUUUCAGGCAGCUUCCUCUUGCAUCCACAGUUACUCCUGUUGGAUGUGGUUCGUCCUUCUUGGUGGUAUGCUGACAUUACCCUGGAUACCGUGGCUCUUGAUACAUCACAAACACUUGCUGUCUUAGUCACAGAUGCGCCAGCAAGACAUGCACCAACAAUUUGUCCUCUUUUGAACUCUGAUAUGUCACCCAUAAUGUUGUGUGCAUUGCAAUAUUUUAAGCAAAACUGUGCUAUUACUCUGCUAAUUAAACCUUCACACUCUGCUCUUACUGGUGGAAUGUGCAAUCAAUGAAGAUUGGCCACCAGGCUGGUCAAAUUUAGCCAUGAAACCGCCAACACUAAAUUGGCCAGUGUUUCAGUUUCAUUGUCCAACCCCUGUAUGUAUAUAUGUAUGUACGUUCCAAGAGCACCUUAAAACCACAAGCA
This is a messenger RNA of Hemibagrus wyckioides, 7361 nucleotides long. It is a transcript of the gene brat1, whose product is annotated as BRCA1-associated ATM activator 1. Gene Ontology annotation, biological process: cell population proliferation; positive regulation of protein phosphorylation; DNA damage response. NCBI's taxonomy places the organism in Eukaryota, Metazoa, Chordata, Actinopteri, Siluriformes, Bagridae. Gene Ontology annotation, cellular component: nucleus. The record is from RefSeq and is a predicted model, not a curated record. The coding region runs from base 156 to 2054 and encodes 632 amino acids. The transcript is spliced from 14 exons.